This is a messenger RNA of Chenopodium quinoa (quinoa), 366 nucleotides long. Its product is annotated as MAPK kinase substrate protein At1g80180-like. Bases 1 to 366 code for a protein of 121 amino acids. Lineage: Eukaryota; Viridiplantae; Streptophyta; Magnoliopsida; Caryophyllales; Amaranthaceae. The transcript has 2 exons. The record is from RefSeq and is a predicted model, not a curated record.
AUGGAAGGAUUACAAAGGUCAGCAAUAAGCUUUAGAAGGCAGGGAUCCUCUGGUUUAGUAUGGGAUGAUAAAUUGGUACAAGCAGAACUGGCUAAAGAGAAAUCAGACGGUGGAGAUGGAAUAUCGGCCGAUCAAAAUGAUGAUCAGAAACCUGAUUUAAGAAGAAGUAAAUCAGACGGUGGAAAUAGGCGAGCCUAUCGUACUGUUAAGGUUGAGCAAGCAGAGGAUCCUCCCUCUCCUAGACUUUCUGCUUGUGGAUUUUGCAGUGUUUUUGGUAAGCCUGCUAAAAAUAAUGAGAAUCUUAAAAGUGAUAAGAAAAAAUCUGUGCAAAUUGAGUUGUCAUUAGACAGUGAUUAUAAUGGCUAA